Molecule: messenger RNA, 1041 nt
Organism: Telopea speciosissima
Lineage: Eukaryota; Viridiplantae; Streptophyta; Magnoliopsida; Proteales; Proteaceae
Product: receptor-like protein EIX2
Exons: 1
Coding region: 1-1041 (346 amino acids)
Molecular function (GO): protein binding
Source: RefSeq, a predicted model, not a curated record
AUGGCAUUGUUGUGUUAUUUAGAUCUUUCAAACAAUCAUUUAUCUGGAGAAUUAUCUUCUAUUGAUUGGAAGGGUUUGCAAAGUUUGGAAAUUCUAGAUCUAUCGAACAACAACUUAUCGGGUAAAAUUCCAAGUUCGUCGAUAGGUUUUCUGGUUUCCCUUGAAAGAUUGAUAUUGAGCAACAACAGUCUUUACGGGGAGCUUCCGUCAUCCCUGAAAUAUUGCACCUCUUUGCUUAGUCUUGACCUAGGCAAUAAUAAGUUGUUUGGAAUCUUACCAACAUGGAUUGGAGAGAACCUAGUUAGUCUGCUGAUGCUAAAUCUAAGAGCAAACUCAAUCACUGGAGAAAUUCCUCAACAGCUAUGUCAUCUUAUGUAUCUUCGCAUCUUGGUUCUAGCUCAAAACAAAUUAUCAGGAUUCAUUCCAACAUGUUUAGGCAAUUUGUAUGGUUUGGUUGAUGGAUUUUGGCUUCAAGUAAAUCCAUAUGAUGAAACCAUGAUGAUUGUUGCGAAAGGAAGAGAACUUGAAUACUAUGGUGAGAUUCUUAAUGAGGUAAUGGCUGUGGACCUUUCAAGCAAUAAUUUAUCAGGAAACAUACCAACAGGGAUAACAAUGCUUUUAGGAAUGUUUCUUUUGAAUUUAUCAAUAAAUCAUCUAACAGGGAAGAUCCCAAGGGAUAUUGGGGACUUGAGAUCAUUAGAAAGCCUUGAUCUCUCAAGGAACCAACUUUCUGGGGAGAUUCCACAAAGUAUCUCAUCCUUAAAUUUCUUGAGUUACUUGAAUCUCUCCAACAACAACUUGCCAGGGAGAAUACCUUCUAGGAACCAACUUCAAACGCUCAAUGAAUCAUCCAAUUACUUCGGUAACCCACAACUUUGUGGUUCACCGCUUUCAAACAAAUGCCCCGGUGAUGAUGAUGAUGGAAGACCCCAAAUUGGGAAGGUUUCUAAUGGCAACGAUGAUGAAGAAGAAAAGAUAGGGUUCUACAGUGGCAUGGCAUUGGGUUUCAUAGUGGGAUUUUUGUUAGGGUUUAGGGUUUAA